UAUUGUAAAAGGUAGUAGAAAAGGAGAAUUCCUCCUAAAAUCCAUUAUCAUAUUUACAUUUUUAACUGUUCAGCUCCAGAUUGUUCUGGCUGCACCACAGGACCAGUUGUUCAACCUCCUGUCUGUAUGCAGACUCAUCAUGGUCUCAGAUGAGGCCAAUGAUUAUUAUAUCAUUGAUAGGACCAAUAUAUUAUAUCAUUCAUAUGACCAAUAUAUUAAAUUAUGCCUUGCAAAUUUUUCUCCUCCAGCAUAGAUUUAACAGUAUCUCAUCUUUUUCUUGUUGUUCCAGGAGACAAAGAUGGCAGCAAAGUGACUACAGUAGUAGCAACUCCAGGACAAGGUCCAGAUAGGCCCCAAGAAGUUAGUUAUACAGACACUAAAGUGAUCGGGAAUGGAUCUUUUGGUGUUGUUUAUCAAGCCAAACUCUGUGACUCAGGAGAGCUGGUUGCCAUUAAAAAAGUUCUGCAAGACAAGAGAUUUAAGAAUCGAGAGCUUCAAAUCAUGAGAAAGCUUGAUCAUUGUAACAUUGUCAGAUUACGUUAUUUCUUUUACUCCAGUGGAGAGAAGAAAGAUGAGGUAUAUCUUAAUUUGGUGUUGGACUAUGUUCCUGAGACAGUAUACAGAGUGGCAAGGCAUUAUAGUAGAGCCAAACAGACACUCCCCAUGAUAUUUGUGAAGUUGUAUAUGUAUCAAUUAUUCCGAAGUUUAGCUUAUAUCCAUUCCUUUGGAAUAUGUCAUCGGGAUAUAAAACCACAGAAUCUUUUGUUGGACCCUGACACAGCUGUUCUAAAACUUUGUGAUUUUGGAAGUGCAAAGCAGCUAGUUCGUGGAGAGCCUAAUGUCUCUUACAUCUGCUCUCGAUAUUAUAGAGCACCAGAGUUAAUUUUUGGAGCCACAGAUUAUACUUCUAGUAUAGAUGUUUGGUCAGCAGGUUGUGUAUUGGCAGAAUUAUUAUUAGGACAACCAAUUUUCCCAGGAGAUAGUGGUGUAGAUCAGUUGGUGGAAAUAAUUAAGGUCCUUGGAACUCCCACAAGAGAACAAAUUAGAGAAAUGAAUCCAAACUACACAGAAUUUAAAUUUCCUCAGAUUAAAGCACAUCCAUGGACUAAGGACUCGUCAGGAACAGGACAUUUCACCUCAGGAGUACGGGUCUUCCGACCCCGCACUCCACCAGAAGCAAUAGCUCUAUGUAGCCGCCUGUUGGAAUAUACCCCAACUGCCCGCCUGACUCCACUGGAAGCAUGUGCACAUUCUUUCUUUGAUGAAUUACGGGACCCAAACAUCAAAUUGCCAAGUGGUCGAGAGAAACCUGCACUCUUUAACUUUACUACUCAAGAAUUGUCAAGCAAUCCAUCUCUGGCUUCAAUCCUCAUACCUGCUCAUGCUCGAAAUCAAGCUGCUGUUUCAACUCCUACCAAUACUCCAGCAGCCUCAGAUGCCAGUGCAGGUGAUCGAGUUCAGAUCAAUAAUGUAGCUUCAACAUCAGCUUCCAACUCCACCUGAAAUGAUCUCAAGCAGCAGCUUGUACAGGAACAAUUACCAGUAAUUUUGAGUCUUACUCAGCAAUACUGGUCACGUUUGGAAAGAAAAUGU
Molecule: messenger RNA, 1593 nt
Organism: Protobothrops mucrosquamatus (brown spotted pit viper)
Lineage: Eukaryota; Metazoa; Chordata; Lepidosauria; Squamata; Viperidae
Gene: GSK3B
Product: glycogen synthase kinase 3 beta
Exons: 11
Coding region: 223-1503 (426 amino acids)
Biological process (GO): insulin receptor signaling pathway; extrinsic apoptotic signaling pathway in absence of ligand; regulation of microtubule cytoskeleton organization
Cellular component (GO): cytosol; glutamatergic synapse; cytoplasm
Molecular function (GO): tau-protein kinase activity; ATP binding; protein serine/threonine kinase activity
Source: RefSeq, a predicted model, not a curated record